CGCCUUUUUAUUUUCGAUGCGAUGCGAUCAUGAAUCUCGCUUUGAUUGAUCCAUUUCAAUUGGCUCAGGAUUCUCCUGAUGCUUUGACGAAUGAUCUGCGAUCUGGCCAUGCCACCACUUUACGCUUUAAUCGCAAAGGCGAAUACCUUGCGUCUGGAAGAGUCGAUGGCAAGAUCGUUAUUUGGGACAUGGAAACCUAUGGGGUUGGGAUGAAAUUGCAUGGACACUGGAAACAAAUCCAAGGCUUGAGCUGGUCGAGAUGUGGCAGAUAUCUGUUGUCUUCGUCGCAAGAUUGCCGAGCAUGCUUGUGGGACUUGAAGACUCAGGAGCGCAUCAGAAUCGUCAAAUUUGAAGCACCGAUCUACAUGGCAGAACUGCAUCCGUACAAUCGCAAUCUCUUUGUGGCUUCUUUGUUCGAGGAUCGCCCCCACCUGGUCGACACCACCAACGCAGUGCCCAAGAAGUUCAUUCUACCCACCGCACCACUCAGCGACGGGAUCUCACGCUCGGACGACAAGCAAGCAACGACGGCAGCGAUAUUUUCGGCAUUUGGCAACCACAUCAUUACAGGAACAUCUAAAGGAUACAUCAACAUCAUCGAGACAGAAUCUCGCAAGAUCAUCCAUUCGACCAAAAUUUCUUCUGGCCUUAUAUCACUUCUUCGGCUGACUGCUAACGGCCGUCAACUUCUGGUCAACAGCACCGAUCGCAUAAUUCGAACGGUCAACAUUCCCGAUUUAUCUCUGAUCACACCGUCGACGGCACCGCCCAUUGAAGGCGGUGAUGACGACCAGACCGAUCCAGCCACCCUGGCCGAAAACAUCAAUCUCACAGUGGAACACAAAUUUCAAGAUCUGGUGAACCGACUUCGCUGGAAUCAUUGUGCUUUCAGCCAUUCAUCCGCCGCGGGUGUGGCCGAUUACGUGACAGCAUCGACAUACAUGAAAAAGGACAUAUACAUCUGGGAGUUGCGCACGAAUUCUUUGCUUCGCAUCCUGGAGAACCGUGAAGAGCCGGCAAUCAUCGAAUGGCACCCAUCUCGUCCCCUGCUGGCGUGCACCUCGAUCGAGACGGGCAGUAUCCAGAUCUGGGGCAUCGAGCCGCAGCAGAAAUGGUCGGCACUAGCACCGGACUUUACCGAGGUGACGGAGAACGUCGAGUACGUAGAACGAGAAGAUGAAUUCGACACAUAUCCACAGGAAGAACAUCAGAAACGGCGAUUGGAUCGCGAAGAUGAAAAUGUGGAUAUUCUGACCGUGGAGAAAAAGAUUGGCGAAGAAGACAGCUUUGUUCUGCCAAUGCUGUACAAUGUUGAAGACAGCGAUGACGACGACCAAGAAUUAAUCCGCAUGGGUGUGGGAACCAUGCGCAAGAAGGAUAUCAACGAAGGCAAGGAGUAUGAGAACGACGCAGACGAAGUGGUCAGAAACGCCAGGAAGCGGAAGUAGAGCUCCCGCUCCAGCGUAAGGAUUCUGCAGAAACCAUGAAGCAUGGCGAUGCUAUGGCGUCACAAUGAUGGUGUCGCAGAUGUGGCAGAACGAAAGGCACUCCAUGUUGACCAUGAUGGGAAACCUGGUUCUGGCCUGGCUUCUAUCACCAUACACCAAUGCGUAUCCCCGGAUGAAACGCAACCGUGCCCCGAUCUCGAAUCUCUCAUGAAGAUCAUGACCGUCGACGACGACGACGACGACUCCUGGGUUUCUUGCCCCGCCCGUCAUCGAACCACGGGGAAAAUGCCAGGCGCGACAUUGUCCUAAGGGAAGGUCGUACCAACCACCAAGACGCCUGAACCACCUCCUUUGGGAAGAACAAAAUUACCAGAGUCAUUCGUACUGAUCUGCUUUGGGCCUACUGAUGCAGCAUGCGUCUAGGUGUACCAAAGGAGAUCUUGGUCGAGCCUUCAGAAGGAGAUUCAACUCAAGUCAGACACUCUGUGAGUCUCCACGAAAGAUAAGACGGCCCCCUUACUGGGGAUUGGAUUAGGACAAUGAUACGAUCGGGUGCUUGCUGCAGAUCUGCCAAGCUCGAAGGGAAGGUGAUGGAUAAAGGCAUAUAUGAACGAGCCAAAGCAGGGAGCCGUAUUGCUCCUGCUUUGUACAGGAAUUGUAGUUCCUGUAUGCCCCCGCUAUUUAGCUCUCGACUACUUAGUAGAACAGACAUGCUCGAUAUUUCCGAGUGAGAGGUCAUCGGGUAGCAGCAUAUGAUACGUAUCGAUGAUCUCUGUAGCAUGAAUAUCA
Molecule: messenger RNA, 2237 nt
Organism: Exophiala mesophila
Lineage: Eukaryota; Fungi; Ascomycota; Eurotiomycetes; Chaetothyriales; Herpotrichiellaceae
Exons: 4
Coding region: 30-1448 (472 amino acids)
Cellular component (GO): Set1C/COMPASS complex
Molecular function (GO): protein binding
Source: RefSeq, a predicted model, not a curated record